AUGGCGAACUUCGGGGAAUACCCGCCGAAUAUGGCGCCUCAGGACGCGCUCAUCGUGCGACAACAGGCGGCGCUCGACCACGCUGUUGUUCCGUAUUCAGCAGAGGAUCUAUCACGAGCCAAAGCCGGACCUGCCAAUCCGUUCAAGGACGAAUCGAACACCAUGAAGCGUAAGAAUGUCCCAGCAGGCCAUGCUGAGGAGAUGGCGCUUGACGAGCACACAUUUCGAAGUAAACACCGGGCGGUGGAGCGCUUAGGAGGCCCCGGGCGUGAACUCCAGUCUGGGGCGGAAGCCAAGGCCGAAGCUGCUCGAAUCCGCAGGGGAAGGGAGGGCAAGGGCGAUGCUUCCAUCGCAGAGGGCGCGGGAGCAUACGUCGGCCCUUGGGCAAAAUAUCAACGACAACAAUACGAGAACAUCGGGGAGGACGAAGAAUUGGCCAGCGACGAAGAGUACGAAGUUGUUUACGAAGAUGAGGACGAUGUUGUCGAGAGUGGCACUAUACUCCAAGCACCUGCCGAGGCCCUCGCCCGCCGCAAAGAGGUUGAGGCUUUGGGUGAUGAGACGACGGUGUUCCAUGGAACGCAAGAGUACGACUACCAGGGGAGAACCUACAUGCAUAUUCCCCAGGAUUUAGACGUCGAUCUUCGCAAGGAGGCUGGAAGCAUCACCAACUAUAUUCCCAAGAAACAGGUUCAUGUCUGGAGGGACCACAAGGAGCCGGUCACUGCUCUACGUUUUUUCCCCGGUUCCGGACAUUUACUUCUCUCGGCCAGUGCCGACUCGACGGUCAAAAUUUGGGAUGUCUACCAUGACAGGGAGCUUUUGCGAACCUAUUCAGGCCAUUCAAAAUCUGUCUCGGACAUUUGCUUCAACAACUCUGGAACGCAAUUCCUCUCUGCGUCUUACGAUCGCAUGAUGAAGUUAUGGGAUACAGAGAAGGGUGUCUGCAUCAACAAAUUUACGACAGGCAAGACGCCGCACGUUAUCAAGUUCAACCCCGACCCCGAUCACUCGAAUGAGUUCCUUGCUGGCAUGUCAGACAAGAAGAUUGUCCAGUUUGACACGAGGACACCGGGUGAGGUGGCACAAGAGUAUGACCACCACUUGGCCGCUAUCAACACAAUCGUAUUUGUCGACAACAACCGCCGCUUCAUGACAACGUCUGAUGACAGGUCGCUUCGCGCAUGGGACUACAACAUUCCGGUCCCUAUAAAGUAUAUCGCGGAGCCCGACAUGUACCCGAUGACUCGUGCUACCCGGCAUCCCAGCGGCAAGUACGUCGCCUACCAGAGUUCCGACAACCAGAUCCUGGUCUACGGUGCAACGGACAAAUUCCGCCAGAACAGGAAGAAGAGCUAUCGCGGACACAACAACGCUGGUAUGGGUAUCGACCUCGAUUGCAGCCCCGACGGACAGUUCCUUGCAUCCGGUGACUCAGCAGGCUUCGUCUGCUUCUGGGACUGGAAGACAUGUAAGAUGUACCACAAGAUCAAGGCUGGUAAUCAGGCCAUUACGAGUAUACAGUGGCACCCGCAGGAGACCAGCAAGGUGGCCACGGCCGGACUGGAGGGAGACAUCAAGUAUUGGGAUUGA
Geosmithia morbida is the source of this 1593-nucleotide messenger RNA. Its product is annotated as pre-mRNA-processing factor 17. Bases 1 to 1593 code for a protein of 530 amino acids. Gene Ontology annotation, molecular function: mRNA binding; protein binding. Gene Ontology annotation, biological process: mRNA splicing, via spliceosome. The record is from RefSeq and is a predicted model, not a curated record. The transcript has a single exon. Lineage: Eukaryota; Fungi; Ascomycota; Sordariomycetes; Hypocreales; Bionectriaceae. Gene Ontology annotation, cellular component: catalytic step 2 spliceosome.